AGUUGCUGUUGGCAUGAUAUUCUGCAAUUGCGUUAAUUUUCGUAUGUCGUAUUGUCAGGACGUUUAUAGAUUUAAAGUGGAAGAUUUAAAAAAAUCUAUCAGUGUAGUGGAGCAACGUAUAUCUUUAAAGUUUUGUGCCAUAUUAAAUUACUCUGGAGGAGUUGCGCAUGACAUGUUGGUGAAAUCUGUUAGCCGUAAUGCAUUAAAUAAAAGAACUGUACAACGAUGGCUCGAAAUGUACAAACAGGGUAGAAUCACAGCUCAAGAUGAGCCACGAGCACCUCGACCAAUAUCAUCAACUAGAGUACUGACCGAGGAUUUAGGUCUGGUCAAUAAACUAGCAGUAUGGGUACCACAUAGUUUGAACACAGAUCAGAAGGGAUUUCGAUAUAAAACUGCACGUAGUCACUUGACGUGGUACCACCGUAAGGAAAAUAUACUUUAUAGGUUCAUAUGCAUAGAAGAAUCUUGGGUCGAGUUUUAUACUCCUCACCAACCACAUCAGUCACGAUCUUGGGUAGAAUCAAACACUUCAGCUGAACCUUUACCACGCGCAGAGCUACAUGAUCGAAAGAUACGACUGAUAGUGGCUAUGGAUAUAAGAGGGAUUGCUUUUUGGAGAACUUAUGAUGAAAAUAUAACUAUGACUGGAGAGCGUUAUAAGUCAUUUUUGGAAGAGAACAUCGCUAUCUGGGCACUGCAGCAUGAUGUAUCGAAUCCUAUAAUUUUACAUGAUAAUACCAGACCAUAUAAAUCAAAAAUAGUUCAGCAGCUAAUUGAAGAUAAAGCAUGGAUAGAGAUCAUUCAGCCGCCAUAUUCCCCGGAUAUGAAUCCAUGCGAUUUCAAUUGUUUCGGCCACGUGAAGAGGAAAUUGUCAGGUACUCGAUGCAGCAGCUUAAAGGAGUUAGAUAUUAAACUGAACAACAUUAUUUGUGAAUUAAAUGGAAGUGGUACUUUGAAUGGUGUUCAAGAUUGCCAGCAGUCUGGGAGCGCAUAAUCAAUAAUGAGGGAGAC
Messenger RNA from Cephus cinctus (wheat stem sawfly), 1014 nucleotides. RefSeq names its product histone-lysine N-methyltransferase SETMAR-like. The record is from RefSeq and is a predicted model, not a curated record. The transcript has 2 exons. Lineage: Eukaryota; Metazoa; Arthropoda; Insecta; Hymenoptera; Cephidae. The coding region runs from base 14 to 997 and encodes 327 amino acids. Gene Ontology annotation, molecular function: nucleic acid binding.